This is a messenger RNA of Astyanax mexicanus (Mexican tetra), 1477 nucleotides long. RefSeq names its product retinol binding protein 7a, cellular (gene rbp7a). Bases 116 to 523 code for a protein of 135 amino acids. The transcript has 4 exons. The record is from RefSeq and is a predicted model, not a curated record. Gene Ontology annotation, molecular function: fatty acid binding. Gene Ontology annotation, biological process: fatty acid transport. Gene Ontology annotation, cellular component: nucleus; cytosol. NCBI's taxonomy places the organism in Eukaryota, Metazoa, Chordata, Actinopteri, Characiformes, Acestrorhamphidae.
UCUCUGUGGUGUUUCUUUUUAAAGCGUGGGAUCUUCCUGUGUAUCUCACUCUGCUCUGCUCUGCUUUGCUCUGUGUUCACUCUCCUGCUGUGAUUCUCUUCAGUCACCUGACAACAUGCCUGACAGCCUCUGUGGAACAUGGGAUAUGAUCAGCAAUACUAACUUUGAGGAAAUCAUGAUUGCUUUGGGGAUUAGCCUGUACUAUCGGAAGGUUGCUACAAGGGUAAAGCUUCGUAAAGUGAUCGAGCAGGUCGGAGAUGUCUAUGUGAUUAAAACUCUCAGCAGCGUGAAAAACUAUAUCUUCUCCUUCAAAAUCGAUGAGGAGUUUGAUGAAUACACCAAGGGUCUGGACAACAGGAACUGCAAGUCUCUGGUCAAGUGGGAAGGGAACAGGAUGGUGUGCACUCAGAAGGGAGAGAAGAAGAACAGAGGCUGGUGUCACUGGAUUGAGGACGAUAAGCUGCACUUGGAGCUGUACUGUGAAGGCCAAGUGUGCAAGCAAGUCUUCAAACGCGUGGCCUAAAGUUUACCAUCAGUCUUCAUUGUGAUCAGGACGGAGUACAGCUCCAGUCCUUUAAUAUAAUGCAGUAAACAGACAGAACCUGAGCUCUGUCAUCUCUCUGUGAUCAUUAUUGAUCAGGAGAGUUAAAUACAGAGGGCUUCAUGAUCUCAGCUAGGCUGAGCGUUUGUUACCAAAGGCAGUGCUGUUGAGGCACGUAUGACCCCUGUGACCUCUGCUCUAGGGCCACGAUAACAUCUCAGUGUUGGCCUUUCUUUAAACCAGAGUUAACCCAGGACAGCACAGUGCAGUCAGGUGCUUCAGGAAUGCAGAAAGACUAUCUGUCUGUAUGUAGACUAAAGCACCACUAGAGGGAACCACAGCAUUUGAAAUGGACACUGUGAUGCCCUUCAUAAGGGUCCAUGUUGGGUUUUCAGCUCAAGCUGUGUUUUGGUACUCUGUAACAUUAUUACUGUGCUAAUGCAAAAACCUUGUAUCUCCAUGUUUAACAUAAGACAUAAUGUAAAUGUACAUGGUCUAUAUUUUUAUUUAUGUAUAAGUUGUGUUUUUACUACUGUGAGGGAAUACGCAUCUCAGUUUUUUACUCGCAUGUACAGUACAUCUUGUCUUAAUGUGAUAUAACUAUAAACCCACUUUGAUUCUAUUUUUGCAUAAUGAGCGGUUCAGUAGAAUUUUGACACUGAAAGUUAAGAAGGGUUUUGCCAUUUUAGGAGAUACAAGGUUUUUGCCUGAGAGCACUGAUAUAUUAUUUAUUUUCCUCAUUCAAUAAUUUUGUUUUUGGGCAUUUAGAACUGAUUCUGUAUAUAAGACAAUGUUUACUUUUUUAUCAUAUGAAAUAUGUUUUUGUAUAAAUGUAAAUUAUUGUUUACUUUUUUUUUACAAAUGUAAAAUAUUUGUUUUUUUACUACAUAAAACAUGUUCAGGAAAUUUUGACAAAUUAAAAAGUACAGUAAAACA